AUGAUCCAUGGUAACGACGUUAGUAAUGAAAUAGUUUCAAAGAGUAUAAAGAAAAGAAAAUAUGCAUGUGUUGAGUGUAGACAACAAAAAUCUAAAUGUGAUUACGACGAGUUUGGAAAAAAUCCAUGUUCUAGAUGUUUAAAGAAGGGAAUUCAAUGUAUUAUUAAAAAAGAUUUUAGACGAUUGCAAAAAAGAUCUAAAAUAAAUAUUGUUCAGAAACAAGUGCCGUAUUUAUAUAGUAAGAAAUUAAGUAAUAACAGUACUAUAAAAAGGACAUUUGAAAAUAGUUGUAAUAAUAAUACUAUUUUAAUAGGUCAUAAUAAUCAUAAUAUAAAUAGUAUAGCUAUUAAUCAAAAUCAAUUACAGAGGUUGAAAUUUGAGGCUAAUAAUUAUCCAAAUACACCAAUUAAAACCACAAAAAAAUGUGGUGUACAUACUAAUUUACUAACUACAGUACCAUUCCCUUCAGAUUCAUUAAACUGUUCUUCAAAGAAAUUAGGUGAUAUCUAUAUAACACCUACACAAAUUUCAGAUUUAUUUCAGGAGUAUUACUGCAGAUAUCAUCCUUUUCUUCCAGUGGUGAAUUUAUUUAGAGGGCCUGAAAGAAUUUAUAAUUUAUCACCAUGUUUGUUUUGGGUUAUUAUUUUAACUGGGUUACGGCAUAAACGUGAAUAUAGAGAUAUGAUGAAAAAAUUGACUCCCUUAGUCAAAUCUAUUUUAGCUGAAAUUACUAUAUCUCCUAUAACUUGUUAUACACCAACUGAGACAGACGAACCUUUGUUAAAUGUUGCAUCAGUUUAUUCUGUACAAGCUUUUCUUAUUUACACAUUUUGGCCCCCUUUAACAUCUUCAUUGAGUGCUGAUACUUCUUGGAAUACUAUUGGUACAGCAAUGUUUCAAGCUAUUAGAGUAGGAUUAAAUUCUGCAGAGUUUUCAAAGGAAAGUGACACAGUAAAUUCAGAAUUAAAACAAGAGCAAAUAAAUACGUGGAUGGCAUGUAAUAUUGUUUCUCAAAUAGUGGCAACCUCUUUCGGAUUUCCUGCAUAUGUUUCAUUUGAUUCAAGUAUGAUUAAUCUGUCAGAUAAUUCAUUAUAUAAAUAUGAUGCUAGUAACCAAACCAUAAAGUUUAUGAAUAUAUUAAAACAAAUGGCGCAGAUCGUAUUUUUUGAGAAUCAAGUGCAAUCUACAUUACAUGCUGACCCAGGUAAUUAUCUUGGUUUAAUGAAUAUAAAAGAAAGAAUUCCACUGAUCUUACUUCUAAAUCAACAACUAGAUCAAUUAGAGACAAGGCUGAACCAUACUGUUUGUUCACAAGAAACGGGUAUUUCAAUUGACAACAUACGACAAUUUCAACUUUUAUUAGCAAGAGUUCAUUUACUCUCUUAUUAUUUUAUUGAUGAAUCUAGCCAUGAAUUCUUAUUUGAAUCCCAAAUAGGUUUAAUAAAACUUUAUAAUUCUACUGUUGCUUUAUUGGAAUAUACAGAGUAUAUGAAUAGUAGGGAUUUAAAUGUCAUCAAAUAUUUCCCAGGUGUUUUUGUUUUAAAUAUAUGGCAGUGUGCAUGUAUUGUAAAUAAAUUGGUCCAUUCAAGUUUGAAUUCAGUUCUAAAUGUAGAAAGGGGAACAAAAGUUUACCGAGGGGUCAUACAUCUUACCGCAAAUGCAUCAAUUAUUGAAUAUGAUACGGCACACAGAUUCUCCAAUAUCUUGAAGAACAUAUGGAGUAUGUUUGAUAAUUCUUUUAAAAUAAGGCAAAGCAAUGUGAAUCAGGACUUAUUUUCUUCUAAUUUUAACUUAUCGCUAACAAUUAAAAGUAGAAUGGCUGUCAGUACAUUUUUUGACUGUUUAUAUCAUUUAAAACAGAAUUGUGGCAUUGUUAAAGCUCAGCUAAAUGAGGUUACUCAUAAAAAUGAUAAAAGUUUUGUAAGUAACAAGGAAGAAAUGGAUGAAGAUGUUCGAAAUAUUAUUAAAACAACUCCGCUGGAUCCGCCUCCUGUCAAUGCUUCUGCAUCAUCAAGUAGAUUGGUUAGUGCAACAAGCCCUAAUAAUAAUAUAAAUAUAUCUACUCCUAGUGGUAAUAUUAUACCUCUGUCAAAAAUACUAAAUGGAGUUUCAACUGUAGAUAUAUGCAAUGUAACUGAUAUGUCCAAUAUAUCAUCAAAUAAUUACUAUGAAAUGACACAUAUUGCACCGAAUAAAAGUCUUAAAAUGUCACACUCUAUGGAAACAGCUGUUAAUUCUAAUGUCACUGUCUCCUCCAAUAUUGGGUCUAGUGAGUCAGUAACUGAUACACAGAGUUAUUGGAGAACAGAUUUAAAUAUGAAUGAUUUAGAUUUGUUGUUAAAUGAAUUUGCAUUUAAUCCAGCAUUACAAUAA
Molecule: messenger RNA, 2373 nt
Organism: Arxiozyma heterogenica
Lineage: Eukaryota; Fungi; Ascomycota; Saccharomycetes; Saccharomycetales; Saccharomycetaceae
Exons: 1
Coding region: 1-2373 (790 amino acids)
Biological process (GO): regulation of DNA-templated transcription
Cellular component (GO): nucleus
Molecular function (GO): transcription cis-regulatory region binding; DNA-binding transcription factor activity, RNA polymerase II-specific; zinc ion binding
Source: RefSeq, a predicted model, not a curated record